AUGGAGCAGCAGCUGGCAGCCUGCCUUGAGGCCACUCUUUCGCCGGAUUCGGUUACAAGGACGCAGGCAGAAGCACAACUCGAAUCGUUCCGCAAUCCCGAACAGGAUCCGCAGGGCCUGGCCAGCUUGAGUCUGGUCAAGCUGCUUCUCGAUGCCAGCGCCCCCAUCCACAUCCGUCAGUCGGCAGGUGUCGCUCUCCGGAAGUACAUCACAGCACGAUGGUCGCCAUACUUUGACGCUUUCGUCGGAGCAGCCGUCGAUGUGGCGGUCAAGCAGCAGGUCCGCCAUGCUUUGCUCGCGGGUCUCGCGGAUCCCAUCCGAAAGAUCCGACUCACCACUUCUUACGCCAUAUCAACCAUCGCAGGUCCCGACUAUCCCGAUCAAUACCCCGACCUGCUCCCGUACCUCCAUCAGCUCCUCCAACAAGCAGAACCCAACGGACUGCACGGUGCAAUGGCGCUUCUCUCCGAAUUUGUCCGCGUCGAGAUGGACGAGGUCCAGCUCAUGCAGGUCGCCAAAGAGAUUCUACCAGCAUUGGAGCACGUCCUGGCGCAGGAGGAUCAACACAGCGCUCACGUCCGAGCAAGGUGCGUUCUCGUCUUCCGUCAGUGCCUCACCACUCUGUACAUGGUCAAGGAAACAUACCCAGACGUCGCCAAGCAGGCUUCCCAGACCAUGCUACCCCGCUGGCUAGCCACGAUGCAAUCCUUGCUCGCGCGAGACGCUGCCCAGCAGCUUGGCUCUGAUCUCCAGCAAGGCUGGCAAACGCUGGCGCUACGCAACGAGAUCUUCAAGACGCUCAAGGUCGCUGCCAUGUUCCGCGCCCAGUUCAAGUCGCAUCUCCAGCCCUUCAUGCACUCGUCGAUAUCCAACCUUGUCUCGCUUCUUCCCGCCUUCAAGCAGCUCUACUUGUCCAACACAUCCAAUCUCGACACUCCCACCUCAGAAGAAGGUGACGACGACGUAGCUUGCGACAUCCCAUCCUUGGCUUGCUCCAUCCUCGACUUUAUCAACGAAGCGUCUCGUGGAGACCGCUGUCGCGACCUCUUCGUUCAGGGUGGCACUGGCGGUCAGGGUAGCGAAUCUCAAUUCUUGCAGCAGCUCGUCGGCUUGCUUCUCGUGUACAUCGACAUGACCGUCGACGACGAGGACAACUGGGCCAACGACGCCAAUGCUUUCAUUGCCGAUGAACACGACGAGACGCUCGCCUACAGCUUGCGAAUCGCCGCUGCCGACCUGCUCGGCAUGCUCAUCGAAGACUUCCCAGUCCCCGCUCUUCGAUCACUCGGCCACCAGGUCCAUCAACUUGUUCAGCAAGCUAAUACCGACAAGUCCAAUGGCGAUGCCGACUGGUGGAAGACGCACGAAGGCGUGCUCGCCGCUAUUGGAAACAACGCCGACGCCAUCAGCGAGAUCGUUGAGACGCAGUCUCAGGCCAAACAGGCACUCGACCUCGAGUCCAUCUUCAACACGAUCGUGCUCCCCAAUGUCGGCAACGACGCUCCUCCCUUCUUGCAGGGACGGGGCUUUGUGUUUGCGUCGCAAUUUGCCACCUCGCUUCCCUCUGAGCUGGCGGUGCAGUUCCUUGACGCAGCAGUUAAUGCUAUCGAGUCAGACAGCGCCUCUCUGCCAGUCAAGAUCUCGGCCGUGCGCACGGUCAAGAACUUCUACCGCCACUUGGCUUCGAGUGUUGUUGGUCCGUAUGCACCGCGCAUCGUGCAAAAGCUGGGGCCGCUACUCACGCAAGCUUCCGAGGACACGCUCAUCCUCAUCAUCGAGACUGUACAGGCUGUGGUGGUCGAAGAGACCGACAGCGGCGAGGCAACCACCACCGCGUUGGUAGAGCCAGCGAUCAUCGGUGAGAUCGUCCGCGCAGCGCUGCAGGUGUGGGCACCGAAUGCUAGGGACAUCAUCCUCCUCUCGGUCGUCUCAGACUUGCUUGAGUCGCUUGCUGGAUCCAAACAGCCCGGCGUUCCGCAAGUCAUCGUACAGCAAAGUUUGCCGUUUUUGGCAGCCGCCAUUGGCUCGAGUGUGCCUGAUCAACCGGACACGUCGACGGAAGGAGAGCCGUCGGCAAUUGCAGAGACAGCCGUGGAGCUCGCAAAGAGCGUCCUCGACGGUGCCAACGCUGCCGCACUGCGCGGAGCCGUCAAUGUGCUCUGCCCGAACCUCUUCAAAGUGCUGUCCACCAGCCAGGAUCGGGAUGUGCUGCAGAACGGCAUCGAGUGUCUCACGGUCCUCGUCAAGAAAUGCACUCAGGAGCUGGUCGACUGGAAGGAGCCGCAAUCGCAGACAGCGUCGAUCGAUCUCAUGUUGCAGAUCAUCGCCAAGCUUCUCAUCCCCACCAACGAUUCCGAGAGCGGAGGUCUUGCUGUCGGUGACCUGGUUGUGGCGCUUCUGCGGAAAGCUGGGGACCGCAUCGCGCACGUGCUGCCUGAUUUACUUAACGCCAUGGUGCAGCGCGUUGCAACCGCACAGACGGCCACAUUCACCCAAUCGCUCAUUGUGCCUGUGGCGUAUCUCAUGCACGACAACGACGAGCAAGCCAAGCAGGUGAUGGACCUGCUCGAGUCGAUCCAGGUCGCGCCGGCAGCCGCGGACGCCUCGGCAGAGAGCGGCAACGGCCUCGUCGUGCUCUGCAAGAAAUGGGUCGACAACGUCGAGACGUUCCAAGGCUUCUGGGCGCAACGCGUCAGCGCACUCGCGCUCGCCAAGGUGCUCGACAGCCGACGCGCCUUCCUCACCACUACCGACGUGCGUGGCGAUAUCCUCCCGGACAACUCGGGCAUCAUCCGCACACGCUCCCGCGCCAAGACCAUGCCACACCAGUACACCAGCGUGCCCAUGUUUGCCAAGAUCGUCAAGGUGCUUUUGAAGGAGUGGAGCUCCGCUUCGCGUGUUGCGGCUGGUGGUGGCAGCGGAGGUGAUGGAACGCGUACGCCGGAGACGGACGACGAGGACGGCGAGUGGGACGACGAGUACGAGCCCAACGCUGCGGGGGGCAAGGACGACUUUGGCUUCCUUUCGGACAUGCUCGGCCCCGGUGGUCUGGAUGCGCUGCAGAACGACGACGACGACGGUUUCGGUUUGGAUGACGACGAGGAUCUCAAAUCUGACCCUGUUUACAGCAUGGAUCUCAAGAGCUGGCUCUCUCAAUACCUGCAGCAUCUCGCCCAGACAGCCGGGCGUGCAUCGUUCGAGGCGCUCCUCUCGCCGCACUUGAACGCAGAGGAAAAGACGAUGCUCACCUCGAUCCUGUAA
Messenger RNA from Sporisorium graminicola, 3261 nucleotides. RefSeq lists its product as uncharacterized. Lineage: Eukaryota; Fungi; Basidiomycota; Ustilaginomycetes; Ustilaginales; Ustilaginaceae. The transcript is spliced from 2 exons. Bases 1 to 3261 code for a protein of 1086 amino acids. Gene Ontology annotation, molecular function: small GTPase binding. The record is from RefSeq and is a predicted model, not a curated record. Gene Ontology annotation, cellular component: nuclear envelope; cytosol. Gene Ontology annotation, biological process: protein import into nucleus.